This is a messenger RNA of Sesamum indicum (sesame), 700 nucleotides long. Its product is annotated as EG45-like domain containing protein. The record is from RefSeq and is a predicted model, not a curated record. Lineage: Eukaryota; Viridiplantae; Streptophyta; Magnoliopsida; Lamiales; Pedaliaceae.
CCACCCAGUAGUAUAAAUUUGGGUUAAGUUAAAGGAAGUCGUCCAAGCCUUUCUACUCAAUAACAUAGCUGAUAAUCAAUCCCUUCUCUUCUCAAUCAGACAUGAGUCCUCUACGCCUAGUCAUUGCAGUACUACUACUAAGUAUUUCAUGCAAACAAGUGAGUCUAGUUCUUGCUGAUAUAGGAACAGCUACUUCCUAUGAUCCUCCAUACGCACCUACAAAGUGCAACGGGAAUAGGGCAGACCAAUUCCCACCAGGAAACCUGUUUGUUCAGGUAAGUGAGGUGCUGUGGGAUAAUGGUGCUGCCUGUGGCCGACGCUACAGAUUGAGGUGCCUGAGUGGCAGCAAUAAGCCCUGCAAAGGAGGCACCGUCGAUGUAAGGGUGGUGGAUUUUUGCUCGAGAAGGCCAUGUCCCUCCACUAUCGUCAUGUCAAAUGAUGCCUUUGAUGCUGUUUCGCGUUCCCCUGAUGCUAAAAUCAACAUUGAAUUUAUCCAGAUUUGACAUCAAAUAGGGCACCCUGUGUUUGUUACGAGAGAUAACCUCAGUCAGCUAGCAGAGUUAAUUAGCUUCUUACAGGAUAUAUAUGUAGUCGCAUACAUGUAGACAGAGUUAAUGCUGUUGAUGAGACAAUAUACUUGUUGACUUUACAGCUGCAUGUUGUGUUAUUUUUCUCAAUUAAUGCUUCAGAACUACAGAAA